UCUGGUGUAUUUGUAUGGACUUAAUUGAUUGGGUCAUCUGUGCUCCCACGUGUCUUCCGUAGGCGGAGUGGUUGUGUCCAAUCAGCGCUAGCGACAAGGUAGUCCACAGGAUACUUUGAACGUUGAUUGGUUAAAGAUCAAAACAUUAAGCGAUCCCGCCUUUACCCGGAAGCUGACAGUCACCUGACUUUUCCUUUUUUUCUCUUCUGUUUCUGUUAGCCAGCCCCAGUGCUAGCCAACUAAACUACCCACUUCCAUUACCUCUUCCAAUCCGUCCUGUCUUCUUUUUCUUAUUGAGUUAAAAUAACUCCUCGCCCAUCUCCAAAGUCAUGGACGAGACCAGUCCACUCGUCUCUCCGCUCAGGGACUCCGGCGAUUUCAGUUACUGUCCCACGGAGCCCAUCAGCCCCCGGGGCUCGUUCGGAAACACCCCGGGCUCGGUGGUGCGCAUCCCGGCGGGCAGUCCGGGGCGCAGCCGUGAGCGACAGCCGCUUCUGGACCGCGGGAGCUCGCCGCGGGAGCCGCACAGGAACGAGUUCCCGGAGGAUCCCGAGUUUAGAGAGAUCAUCCGAAAGGCCGAGCGAGCCAUAGAGGAGGGCAUCUACCCGGAGAGGAUCUACCAAGGCUCCAGUGGAAGCUAUUUUGUCAAAGACUCACAGGGGAAAAUCAUCGGAGUGUUCAAACCGAAGAAUGAAGAGCCCUACGGCCAGCUGAACCCCAAGUGGACGAAGUGGCUGCAGAAACUGUGCUGCCCCUGCUGUUUUGGCCGCGACUGUUUGGUCCUGAACCAGGGUUACCUCUCGGAGGCCGGGGCCAGCCUGGUCGACCAGAAGCUGGAGCUCAACAUCGUUCCCAGGACCAAAGUGGUGUAUCUGUCUAGUGAAACAUUCAACUACAGUGCCAUAGACCGGGUGAAGUCCAGAGGAAAGAGGCUAGCGCUGGAGAAGGUGCCUAAAGUGGGCCAGCGUUUCCACAGGAUCGGGCUGCCACCCAAGGUUGGAUCCUUCCAAAUCUUUGUUGAUGGAUACAAGGAUGCAGACUUCUGGCUGCGGAAGUUUGAAGCGGAGCCUCUGCCCGAAAACACCAACCGUCAGCUCCAGCUGCAGUUUGAGAGGCUCGUAGUCCUCGAUUACAUCAUCAGGAACACAGACAGGGGGAACGACAACUGGUUGCUGAAGUACGACUGUCCUAUGGAUCCUGGCAAUAGAGACACAGACUGGGUGGUAGUAAAGGAUCCCAUCAUCAAGCUGGCAGCUAUAGACAACGGCCUCGCCUUCCCCCUCAAACACCCGGACUCCUGGAGAGCCUACCCAUUCUACUGGGCGUGGCUUUCACAAGCCAAAGUUCCUUUCUCCCAGGAAAUUAGAGAGCUCGUCCUGCCCAAACUCUCGGACCCAAAUUUCAUCAAAGACCUGGAAGAGGAUUUGUACGAAUUAUUCAAGAAAGACCCUGGUUUCGACAGAGGACAGUUUCAUAAACAAGUUGCUGUAAUGAGGGGGCAGAUUCUGAACCUGUGCCAAGCCCUGAAGGACGGUAAAACCCCCCUGCAGCUGGUCCAGAUGCCCCCAGUAAUCGUUGAAACAGCCAGAGCACCGCAGAGAGCCAACAGUGAGUCCUACACACAGAGUUUCCAGAGCAGAAGACCCUUUUUCACCUGGUGGUAGGAGCUAUGCCGGGAAGAGAAGGAACAGCAGGAAGCCCGAGUGGGGAAAGGAGUGCGAAUGGAAGCGAUGCCUCCCUCCCCUUCGCUCCUCGUGGACAUCAUGGUUACUGAGGGUGAGCGGGUGGAGAGACAAGGCCAAAAGUGGAAGACGUUUUGCAACAUAUCGUACUUGUGUGCUGCUGUGCCUUGCAUGGAUGUCAACGAAGAGUUAACGCCGAAGUGACGAGGACUCUGUACCUUCCUGCCAGAGAGAAUUUCAGUGAGGUGUCAGACUCUUCUUUUGGACUCCUUGGUGCACAUCCACACCAGUCAAAAGGUGUUGCAUUCCAUGUUUAAUUUGUCUUUCAAACCUCUCUGCCUUUUAAUCUUCCCCUGCAGAUUUCCUCCCUGGGCUCGUGCCAUUCAGGGAAAAUCAGCUUUUAAUUUUGUUUUUUAACAAAAGGGUUCUUUUGGAUAAAAUAUUUAAGAACUGGGCUCUCAGUGGUGUUUAUGUCUUAACACAGUGAACUCAAGCCAUCUGAACUGGUUUCAAUAUUAGUCACUGAGCCACUCAACUGUUUAGCUGAGGAUCUGAGGAGGAUGGUUGGAAAGCAGAGGCACUUCUGGUGAAAGACACACGUUUGUCAAGCUGAGAGAAAUAUCCAUUUUUGCUUCUUCUUGUGGGUCGGACCGAAGUUAACAAGUAGCUUUCUGCUGUACUGAACUGACAUAAAAUGUUUUGUGACAAUGCACUGUAUAAUUUGUAUGUAAUAUU
This is a messenger RNA of Pungitius pungitius (ninespine stickleback), 2417 nucleotides long. RefSeq names its product phosphatidylinositol 4-kinase type 2 alpha (gene pi4k2a). Gene Ontology annotation, molecular function: 1-phosphatidylinositol 4-kinase activity. Gene Ontology annotation, biological process: endosome organization; Golgi organization; phosphatidylinositol phosphate biosynthetic process. The coding region runs from base 330 to 1664 and encodes 444 amino acids. Lineage: Eukaryota; Metazoa; Chordata; Actinopteri; Perciformes; Gasterosteidae. The record is from RefSeq and is a predicted model, not a curated record. Gene Ontology annotation, cellular component: endosome; trans-Golgi network; lysosomal membrane. The transcript is spliced from 9 exons.